UAUAUAUAAUAUGAAAGGCAUUUUACUAUUAGUUCUUUUGGCAACAGGAUUGGCAACAGAAUCAUUUUUAUAAACUUCUCAAGAGUUUAAGGAGAUUGAGUUAUCUCAAAACCAUUUUUAGGAUUUCUUAGUUGGUUAUGCCUUAGGUAUAUUUAUGAAAGGAAAUAUUAAGGAAUUGGAUUAUUAGAAGCAAUUCCUGAUGUAUUAAAAUGUGUAACUACAGUGACAGGAUUUCAAGAUUAAUUUUAAUAAGCAAUAGAAGAUCUUAAAACUAAAGAUUUAGAACAUAUAGUAUCAGGAGUGUAAAUAUUUGCAAAAUUAUUUGAUGGAGUAGCAAGUGAUUGUGGAGAUACUACUAUUGAAGUAGUGACCGCUUAUUAAAAUUUAAUGGCAAGAAUUAAAGGUAUAUAUAUUUAAAUAUUUAAUAAGCAAAGGGAUUUAUUAAAGAAGGAUGGAUUAAUAUAGGUAAAAAUUUGGAGGUUGUGGUUGAUGAUAUUUAAUAAGUCUUUUUCUUAGGUGAUGAGGAUUGGAUGUUGAAAGGUGCUUAUGUUGGAGACAUAGUAAAAAUUUAUGUUACUGGUGAACCAAAUGAUAAAUGAUUUAUGAUAAA
Molecule: messenger RNA, 610 nt
Organism: Paramecium sonneborni
Lineage: Eukaryota; Ciliophora; Oligohymenophorea; Peniculida; Parameciidae
Source: the annotation of a GenBank genome assembly